CGUACUAGCUUUACAACAAAUCAAUCUCUCGGCCAACGGACAUUCCAGCCUCGACAACAGAAGAAGGAAGAACUAAUCAUCAUUGCAACACAUUAAUACAGAAUCAUCAUGUGGAGAAUAAUAGUAUUGUGUACGAUUAUAAAUUUGACUGUCGCUGCAAGAUCUACUUACGAGAAUUAUAAAGUCUUUAAGAUUAUUCCGCUUCGGUUAAAUCAAUUUAACUUAUUGCGCAACAUGAAAGGACAUGGAUAUCUUUUUUGGGAAGAGCCAACUACUAUAAGAAGACCAGUAAAACUUAUGGUCGCUCCUCACCAGUUACCCGAAUUCUAUCGGCUAUUAUAUAAAGAGGAGUAUUUAUCUUAUGAGUUGCUCAUCGACAAUGUUCAAGAACUGAUAGAUCGGACAACUCAAUCAAUAGAUUCAGGAAAUGCCACAUAUAAUUUAAAUAUAUUUCCUUUCACCAAAUACCCUACUCUGAAAGAUAUCUAUAACUAUCUUUAUUAUAUAAGCUUGAAUUAUAUUGAUAAUGUGAAAAUUAUCGUGAUUGGUAAUACAUACGAAGGCAAUAAAAUCUUGGGUGUUGAAAUCUCGUUUAACAAUAAAAGAAAAAAUCCAGGAAUCUUCCUCGAAGGUGGCAUUCAUGGUAAUGAAUGGAUCUCGCCAGCGACUGUUAUAUAUAUUUUACAUCAAUUGUUGACCAGCACAGAUCCGAAUGUUAGAGCUAUGGCUGAGAGUCACGAUUGGUAUAUCGUUCCAUUGGUAAAUCCCGAUGGAUACAAAUACUCGCACACUACGGAUCGGUUGUGGAGGAAAUCACGUGGGCAGUAUGAUAAGUUUUGCUUAGGCGCAGAUCUUAACAGGAAUUGGGACUAUAUGUGGGGCUUAGAUUCUGACCGGUCCGAUAUGUGCUCCAAUAAGUACGCCGGACUUACACCGUUUUCUGAACUAGAGACGCGUGUUUUGAAAAAAUAUAUUGAUAGAGUUUCGAACAAAUUUGACACAUAUAUCUCAUUUCAUGGUUCUUCGCAACUUUUACUGUUUCCCUAUGGCUACACAACAGCUCAUAUUAAUAAUUACAACGAAAUGUAUACUAUCGGACAAAUUGCAAUUGCAGCUCUCAAACGGAGAUAUGGAACUGAAUAUCUCAUCGGAAAUACCGCCGAGAGAACACAUAUUGCUAGCGGAAGCACUACUGAUUACAUAAGAGGUACAUAUCGAAAGCCGUAUGUUUAUUCCUACGGGUUACGUGGUAAAGAUAAUUACGAUUUCUUGCUGCCACCUGAUCAAAUAAUUCCGACUGGACAAGAGACUUUGGAUUCUAUUAUGUCUAUGCUUCGAGAAAUAAAAAGACGCAAAUAUCUAAAACAGCAAGCCACAAAAUGGUAAAUUAUAAAGUACAAUAUUGUGUACUGCUUAAAAAUAAUAUCAGUGAUAUAUUCUUACUUUAGAAUAAAAAUAAGUUUCUAACUUUUUGAUUCAAAUACGAUACAAUAUUCAAAAAAAAUAUAAGAAUACAGUUUCAGGACUUCUUAAUCUUAUAAUUAAUGAGAACACAGUAAUA
Linepithema humile (Argentine ant) is the source of this 1561-nucleotide messenger RNA. Its product is annotated as zinc carboxypeptidase-like. The record is from RefSeq and is a predicted model, not a curated record. Gene Ontology annotation, molecular function: metallocarboxypeptidase activity; zinc ion binding. NCBI's taxonomy places the organism in Eukaryota, Metazoa, Arthropoda, Insecta, Hymenoptera, Formicidae. Gene Ontology annotation, biological process: proteolysis.